AUGGCUUGCUACGAUUGCGCUAUCACCGUCUUCUUCUCUGAAGGCCGCCUCUUCCUAGUCCUUGAAGCCGUACUCAAGGGCAACACUGUUGUUGGCGUCUGCGGCACUGACACGAUCAUUCUAGGUGUUGAGAUGAAGUCUACUACCAAUUUGCAAGACUCUCGGACGGUGAAGAAUAUUAUCAACCAAGACAAUCACAUCGCAUUGGCAUGUACAGGGUUGAAGGCGGAUGUGCAUGUCAACAAGGUAAGGAUCGAAUGUCAGAGUCAUCGUCUCACUGUAGAGGAUCCUGGCACCAUUGAGUACAUCACUCAAUACAUCGCCGGAAUGCAACAAAAGUAUAUGUAG
Molecule: messenger RNA, 348 nt
Organism: Dioscorea cayenensis subsp. rotundata (Guinea yam)
Lineage: Eukaryota; Viridiplantae; Streptophyta; Magnoliopsida; Dioscoreales; Dioscoreaceae
Product: proteasome subunit alpha type-7-like
Exons: 1
Coding region: 1-348 (115 amino acids)
Cellular component (GO): proteasome core complex; proteasome core complex, alpha-subunit complex; nucleus
Source: RefSeq, a predicted model, not a curated record